Molecule: messenger RNA, 1110 nt
Organism: Fusarium sp. VM40
Lineage: Eukaryota; Fungi; Ascomycota; Sordariomycetes; Hypocreales; Nectriaceae
Source: the annotation of a GenBank genome assembly
AUGGGCAGAGGAUUUCUCGUCCCCGAGAAUUACGUCGACGACCUUCCCAAUGAAAACGACAUGAACGUCGCCUCAAUCGCCUGGGGCCUGUCCCUGGGCGUCCUGCUCUUCAAUGUCGCCAAGGCUGUUCGACAGACGCGCUCGGCGUGGACCCGCAGGAAGAAGGUCACCAGUUAUAUCGCGCUGCUCUGGGCUGAGAUCAUUUCGAGUACUAUCCUGGGAAUCAUGUGUUGGUUUUACCUCGAGGGGACUAUUAAGCCCAGCAUGCAGUUCUUUUUCUUUAUCAUUGUGUGGUGGUCGACUCAAGUCCAGUGCCUCAUCCAGAUUAUUAUCAACCGAGUGUCUCUAUUAAUGGUGGUUCGAUCUAACGGCACCAAACUCAAAUGGCUCUGCUUCCUCAUCCUAUUGGCCAUCAACAUCAGUGUGUUUUGCAUCUGGGUCCCCGCCCGACUUCAGAUCAGCCAGAGCUACAUCCAUCUCAACGAGAUCUGGGAUCGAUGCGAAAAGGUCAUCUUCGCCCUCAUGGAUGCCGCGCUCAACGUCUACUUUAUCUACAUCGUCAAGCAGCGCCUGGUAGCCAACGGCCUCCAGAAGUACACUCGCCUUUAUCAGAUGAACAUGUUCCUCUGCUGUUGCUCCAUUGCCCUUGACAUCCUUCUCAUUGGCAUGAUGUCUCUUCCCAACGGCUUUGUCUACAUUCAAUUCCAUCCUCUUGUCUAUCUUCUCAAGCUUCAAAUCGAGAUGAACAUGGCCGAUCUCAUCGGCAAAGUCGUCCGAGCCAGCAACAACGAUCCUCACGGCCAUGACUACAGCUCUCGAUCACGAACAGGAACAUCUCGACCCCACGGCACCCGAUUUGGCCAGACCCUCGCCAGUGCACACCACCGCACACACAUCGAGCUCGGUGAGGAGGACGAGUACGAGCUCCAGGAACGUGAGAAGAUCGACGGUAUCAAGAAGACUGUCGUGACCCAGGUUGUGCACACCGGUCAGCAGAAGCAGCAGACCGACGACAGUGAUUCUACCAUUGACGAUCACAACAACGACAGAGCCGUGAGCGAGGCCAGCUCGACCAAGCAUUUACAUCAGCGCAAGUAUAGCGUCGAAUAA